GAAAAUUAAGGCUUCCAUAUAUAAAUGCUUCGAAGCUGAUGAACAUACGAUUUUCAAGAACUUGGAUUUUGUCAAUAGUCAUUAAGUCAUGGCAGAAGGCAAAGCGAUGUGCAAUGCUGCUCCAUUUAAAUUCACAUGGAGAAUUAACGAGUUUUCCAAAAGGACAGGAAAAGUGUGUUCAGAAGAUUUCUCUGCUGGUGGUUGUAAAUGGCGUUUGGCUAUUUACCCCAAAGGAAACAAAGUGAAUUAUUUGUCAAUAUACCUGGAAGUUGCUUAUCCAAAAAAUUUGCCGGAAAAAUGGAGUACGGAAGUAAAAUUUAGCUUGGCAGUUGUUAAUCAAAUCAAUAGCAGGUCCACAGUCAGAAAAGAUACACAAAAACAAAUUGUAUUCAACGCAUCGGGAAAGAAUUGGAAUUGGGGUUUCGCAUUUUUCAUUCCUCUUAGCAAAUUAAAAAAUCCUUCAGAAGGGUAUCUUGUGGGAGAUAGCCUUAUGGUUGAAGCUGAGGUCCUUGUUUAUAAUGUCCAGCAAAACAGCUUAAGGGUUUACACUGAGGAGGAUACUGAAGCAAAGGUUCUGUCUCGCUGGGCAGAAUUAAAAGAGAGAGUAUUCCUGUGGCUGCUGCAACUAUUGCAGAAACUGCCCAAGCUCCCAGAACAUCUCUUUCAGGGAAAACCACUGAUCUUGAAGCAAGAUUGGCACAAAGAGAAAAGAAACUAAAGUUUCUUGGAGACUGAAUUCUCAAGACUUUCAAAAGAAGAAGAAAAAGUAGAGGCUCAAUUUCAAUUCUUAAUUACCCAGAAGGAGAAAAUUCUUGCUAAUAAGAAGUAUGUUUUAGCUGACUCGGAGAAAACAAAUGAUGAAGCUUUAAAAGAAUUGGAAGAAUGGCGAAAUGUGGAAAGUGAAAUCAAAGAGGUGAAUUAAGUGUCCAUUGGAAACUCUUCAGGGAGGAUUUGGGUCUUGGAAAGCUUAACAUUCCGUAAUUACUUCUGUCAUAACCCGAUCCCAUAGGCCGGAUCAGCACUAGGAACUGGGCCAAUAUAAAGCGCCCGAGGCCCGUAGUAAGCCUUAUUAUUUCUAAAUCCAUAACCAAGGCCCAAAAACUUAGGCUCAACAUAUAAAUAAAAUUAAAUAAAAUAAAAAAUUUU
This is a messenger RNA of Hevea brasiliensis (rubber tree), 1146 nucleotides long. Its product is annotated as ubiquitin C-terminal hydrolase 12-like. Lineage: Eukaryota; Viridiplantae; Streptophyta; Magnoliopsida; Malpighiales; Euphorbiaceae. The transcript has 5 exons. The record is from RefSeq and is a predicted model, not a curated record. Gene Ontology annotation, molecular function: protein binding. The coding region runs from base 89 to 718 and encodes 209 amino acids.